AUGCGUUCUCAUUCUGAUGUUCUUUGUUGCAGCCGCGGCUACCAUCAAAAAGAACAAAUUUCUUCUGAAAGCGUAUUGUGCUGUCAUUGCUUUGAUGGUAGUCAUUCAAUUAGUCGCUGGUUUGCUCGCCUUCACCUAUUCGGAUCCAAAUCAAUCAGCUGGCUUCAGAUGACAUUCUCUACGAGUCUCUCUAUAAAACCGCUAAAAACUACGCAUCACCUCCUCCAACUGAUGACGAGACUCAAUUCUGGAUCCACACUCAAAAAACGUUCAGCUGUUGCGGAGUUCUCAGUUCAAAGGAUUGGUCGUUCACUGAGGCUCAGUUGCAAGCCUAUUCCUGCUUCCGACCGAAUUAUGCCAAUGGAUGUGAAAAGCAAAUUCGCUCUCGUAUUUCUACAGACACACAGUACCUUGGUGCAGCCUCCAUGGCUGUAG
Ostertagia ostertagi is the source of this 435-nucleotide messenger RNA. The record is from the annotation of a GenBank genome assembly. Lineage: Eukaryota; Metazoa; Nematoda; Chromadorea; Rhabditida; Trichostrongylidae.